This is a messenger RNA of Phialemonium atrogriseum, 2838 nucleotides long. Its product is annotated as DNA replication regulator SLD3-domain-containing protein. Gene Ontology annotation, biological process: DNA replication initiation. Lineage: Eukaryota; Fungi; Ascomycota; Sordariomycetes; Cephalothecales; Cephalothecaceae. Gene Ontology annotation, cellular component: DNA replication preinitiation complex. The transcript has 4 exons. Bases 1 to 2838 code for a protein of 945 amino acids. The record is from RefSeq and is a predicted model, not a curated record.
AUGCCCUCUCUCGUCUGCCCGACAUCAGAAGCGUCGCGUCCGAUGUCUGGUAUCCUUACCCCAACCUCGGACGGUUCACUGAAUAGAAUAGCUAGCGACCAUGUCUCCUCGUCUGACUCCAGGAAGCGCAAGCGAGGUGUUUCUGGACUCCCAAUGGAGGACCUGCUGAAGCCAACUAUUGUCGUGAAGCCUCAUCCGUCUAGUCUCCACGCAAAACCCCGCAUCCUCCACCCCAUGAUGCUCCUCCCUCGAGAACACCUGCCAUUGUCUAGCCUCGAUCUGUCUAUGCCUCAUGGCGACUUCUCCGCCUGCCGCUUCUACGAGUCUCGCAUUAAGAUUUUGGAUCUUGAGGGUCGCCUGGGCUCAAAUCUCUUGGUUGCCCGAUCAGAGACUAACCGCAUUGUCUACGCCAUUGAACGGCAGGGAGAUGGUCUAUAUGUGCUUUGCAAACUGGGCCCCUGGGUAGAUGUGGGAAGCCUUGUUCAAUUCGCGACGGUGGCCUGUGGCCAACGCCUACGGUCAUAUUCAGCCGUCCCUAAAGCCAACGACACGCCGCUGCCGCUGACCACCCCCCAAUUGCACAAGGAUAAUAAGAGGAGGAGGCUUGCCAUUGAAGAAAUCCAGUCAAUGGUCAAGAAGCGCCCGAGAUCGCAGUCGGUGGCAACCGCGGCUUCCCAAGAUCCAGUCCAUAACGCAACGCCGGUCGACGGUCGCACCAACGGUCCAACGGCUGAAAGUCAGCUCUCUGAGAGUCCGGUUCUCGCAGCCAAUGCUCAACCCCAAGAAUCCCAUUCGCAAGCUUUCCCUGCGUCGGAUCCCACCGACGAGUCCUUGUCACAAACCACAGCCGAAGGCAUUUUCAACAAUAUUAGGAAUCAAUACCUGGAAGCCUUGUAUCACUCCAUGGGAUCGUUGGCGUACUUUGCAAAGGGGCCAUUGUCUCGUGCCCGCGCCGCUUUUCAUCUGGACUGUGACGCAAGCUUGGAAAUGAAUGACCUGAUCGGUUUCCUGCAGAGUCUUGUGAUGAACACGGUGCUUAUUGACAAGAAAUACCGCGAAACGGUGCCGGAAAUCACGUCCAAAAUGAAGACCCUAGUGGAGGAGUCUGACAACGGGGGCCCAAAGUCGAAGAAAAGAAAGCCGAAGAAGAUGAAGAUUGGAAAAGACGGGCUCUAUCCAUUGGAAGAGAACCAUAUCAGGCGUUGGUGGAAUUUGAACAAGGCGAGUGAACAGUCGGUGACCCCCGAGGAAGUCAAAUAUCAUAUUUCCUGCUUGCGAAAGAGGGAGACUCAGCUCCAGAUGAUCGUCAUCCUUGAGAUUCUGGCGUUAGAACCCCUCCGUCGCCCGACCGAUGCAACCGAGGAGAGCCAGCUUCCAGGGAUGGGAUCUCAAGUCACCCCACAAGGUGCUACAGCGGAAGCCCCGGUGAAGAGGAGAAACAAGCACAACUUCCCUGUGCUUUUGGAUGUGCAUGCGGACAGACUCUGUAUCUGGCAGUCUACGACUUUAGACGAGGUAAAGGCCCUUGCAGAGUCUCAGGUCACGAACCAUGGUCAGCAGACAGAGAGGACGGACAGGCCGAAUUCCGACCCCCUGAAGGACUUCUGCGUCGACAUAAUUCUUCCCUUCUUCUCUGCCCGUCUGCCAGAUCUAUGUGACUCUAUCAGCCGCAAGCUUGGAGGACCGGUCAUCAAGGCGCCUGCCAGUGCGAAGCCGGCAAGCCAGUCGAAGCCGAAACCCGGCGCACCCGCGAAGAAGUCGACUUCAUCGAGAAAGGGCAGGGAGAAGACGCUGGAGCGGGUCCUCUCCAACGAGAGGAUGAGGCGCAGCUUGUCGCGCGGCCCGACUGAUGCCAUCGCGCUCAUGCGAUCUGCAAGCGCCACGACGAUACCCGGGCUGAAGAGAGAGACAAGCGAGACGCUAUUGGGGAUGGUGCCGAAGAAGCAACCAGCGCCCGUCAAGGAGAGGUCGUCCAAUUUGUUUUCCCGAGCCGCCAGCCAGAGCAGCGUCGAAGAUGAGAAGGCGAAGAAGAAGGCCAGUCUCGAGGCAGAGCUGAAGGACGCCAUAUCCGCGCUUAAGAAACCGAAUAGGGCGCUCGCGGGCAAGGCCAUCGUCGAGGACGCCGAGAAGCGCACGUCAAGCAGCUUGUCCCAACUCAAAAAGGCGAGAAAGCCGACCCGGAUCUCAUCUGUACCAACAGUGCAGGUGAAGGCCACUCCCGCAAACAACCGAUUCAGGGAUGCAAUGCCGGCGCAUGAACCGCGGGUGCCAGGUCUUUCUCUUCCCGAGAUCAUCUCAGACGAAAUGGAUGCCAUCCCAUCAAGUUCGUCAGUGGUGCCAUCCUCGACAGCCCCCAAAAGGGUCAUGAUGAACAUCCUCGACUCCCCCGCCAUCACCAUCACCACGACGCCGACGGCGGGCAAGAUUCAGGCGACGCCGGCGGCCUGCUUGCCGCCGAUUUCGGCUCCCCUGCUACGGGUCCCGAGCGGCGGCAGCCCGGUCAUCCCGCCGUCGUCGCCCAUCCUGACCAGGAAGGCGGCCGUGGCGGGGGUCCACCACAACCAACAACAACACCACCUCUUCGUGGCCCGCAGCCAUGUCGGCGCCGCAUCGCCCUCCCCCCGACCAGCGGGCGGCCUCUUUGAGACGCCGCUAAAGCCGAGAUCAGCCAUGGGAGGCGGCCGCAGCGGCGAUGACGACGUCGGGGCUCUGGCCGAGACACCCGAGCCCGUCAGACCCCUGCGUCUCGCCGGCGGUGGCAAGCCGGCGGCGGACGCGAAGCAGCAGCUUACGAUAUAUCAGACACUUGGUUGGGACGAUGACGAUGACGACUUUUGA